This is a messenger RNA of Ipomoea triloba (trilobed morning glory), 1274 nucleotides long. RefSeq lists its product as uncharacterized. The record is from RefSeq and is a predicted model, not a curated record. The coding region runs from base 20 to 940 and encodes 306 amino acids. NCBI's taxonomy places the organism in Eukaryota, Viridiplantae, Streptophyta, Magnoliopsida, Solanales, Convolvulaceae. The transcript has 2 exons.
UUGCUUUUCCGUUUAAUGAAUGCUUCAUAAAAUAAAAAUCAAAAGAUUUUCUUGCUCAUUCUCAUUCUCAACACCAUUGAAUUACACAAGUGGUGGAGAAUUGGAGAUCCAUAGAUUGAUGAAGCAGCGAUCAAUGUCGCCCAAAACCCUCGAUCCAAGGCGUGCUAUAGAGAACUGUAUAUUUCACUUGCACAGUUGGAGGCCAUUUCAGGUUCAAUCCAAAACCCUAGACUCCUCCGAUUCCGCUAAACCUUAUGCCGCCCAAGGCAAUGGCUUCUUCAGCAAGCGCCCCUGCCGUGCCGAUCGAGCGACGGCGUUCCCGAUUGACGCCCUCGACAUGUCGAAGCUGAGUUUGUUCGACGAAGACCGCCCCUUGUCCGCUCACAAACGGGAUAGCGGCAUCCGCUGGAUCGCUCGGAAGCGGCGCCGUCGCGGCUCCAGGUCGGUCUCCGGGAGAAGCAGUGACCGCAGCGGGACGCGCCUGAGGUGCUGCUCCGUCGGCGCAUCGGCGGCUUGUGGCACGUGCUCUGAUUUUCCGAUGGCGCCUGGGACGGAUUCGAGCGGGGAGCUUUUCGUGAAUGGGGAUGUGAAUUGGGCGUCGGAUGUGAGUGAGGCGGCGAGGAAUUCGAGGAGGAGGGAGAGGGACGGCGGAAGUGCCGAGAGGGAGAGUUCGAUUGCUGCUUCCCAUUCCCAAAUUGGGAAUGCUGAAAGCCAAGGUAAUGAGUCCGGGUAUGGAAGUGAACCAGGGUAUCGAGGCGACGGGGAGAUAGGAUAUGGGGAUGAGUUCGAUGAAGAAGAAGAUGAUCAACGGCUGUUAUUCUGGGGCCAUGAAUUUGGAGCCUCUAAAGCGGAGAAGAUGGGCAAGAACGCAUUGCAGAAAGCUCAUCAUAGAUGCCGGCGUAGGAAGCAUGACAUCAAAAUGGUAGAUCUCAUGACAUAGCAAAGUUUCAUUGGCAAAUAUGUAAAGCUGCUGAUGUGCCCGCCCUCAAAUGUCACAACUCACAAACAACACACCAUUUGUUCUUGGCUGCCCCCAGCAUUUUAGUACUCUGGAAAGUUAAGGAUGUCUAUAAUCUGGAUAUGCUUCAGUGUGAUGAGAUAUAUAUGUUGUAUUUAUAUAUAAUGAGAGCCUAUUUAAUUAUUUAUAUGGUAAACAAACAUUCAGGCUAGGCUGUAUGCUCUAUACUAUUGUAAUCCUUUGAAAUGUCUAGAAAAUGUUUUGUUAAUGUGAAAAAAAUACAAAAGCUUCAAAUGCCAAAAAACUUUCUUUCUCA